This is a messenger RNA of Diprion similis, 750 nucleotides long. Its product is annotated as THAP domain-containing protein 6-like. NCBI's taxonomy places the organism in Eukaryota, Metazoa, Arthropoda, Insecta, Hymenoptera, Diprionidae. The record is from RefSeq and is a predicted model, not a curated record. Bases 1 to 750 code for a protein of 249 amino acids. The transcript is spliced from 4 exons. Gene Ontology annotation, molecular function: sequence-specific DNA binding.
AUGGGAAGAUGCGUAUCUUGCAAAAAAUCAACGACAGAAAAAGGAUUAACAUUUCACAGAUUCCCAGCUAAUGAAAUUGAAAGGCAGAAAUGGAUCGAAAAAUUGGGGAAACCACUCUGGGUACCUGCCAAAACAGCGGUUCUUUGCUCUAACCAUUUCACGAGUAAUUGUUUUGAGCGCUGGUGGAAUAUUACAAGGUUACGCAAAGGCAGCGUGCCCACGAUUUUUCCACAAGCUGCAAUUAAGACACACAUCAGUUUGGAUGAAGGCCAGGUUUCGCAUAAAAAAUUAAAGGUUGACAUAUCAACUACAACAAGUACAACACCUACGACAAGUAUUUCACCAUCUGCUCCGACGAGAAGAAUGAACUGUGUGGAGGAGUCUAGUUCUGAAGAAGCAAUACUUCCCUCAAUAAGUCCUGAAAUUUCAAUACCAACCUAUACUACUCCAACUCCGAAGGCUUUUACUUCUCGGGAAAAAGUAAAAACUAUGCUCACACCAAAGACAUCACGGCGGCGAGACUUAGUCAAACACGAUCACCAUUACGAAGAUACUCCUCAGACAAGUAAAAAAAAACUAGAUCUUAUGCGGCAAAAAUAUGAAUCAUCCCAAAAAAAGGUUAAAGCUUUGAAGAGACAAGUCAGUCAUCUAAAAACCACAGUAUAUUCCCUGAAAAAAGCAGCGCACCAUAUGAGGGUCACGCAAGAGACGAAUGGCAGCAAUACUGAGAUGCUUCGGGGAAAUCCCUAA